AUGGCCGUGCUUCAGAGAGCAUCGACAGCCAGCACCGACUUUUUUGUGGGUUUGCUUCCGGUUCACGUCCUAAUGGUAGUGAUCCUGGUGUCCGGCAUGGCCAUGCUGUGGCGGGUUAGCCGGGCGCGGGACGUGUACCUCGUGGACUACGGCUGCUUCCUGGGCGAGCCACGUUACAGGAUCCCCUCGGCGAUGGCCCUGGAGCACGCACGCCUCAUGACCGACAUCAUCGAGGAGGAGAGCGCCGACUUCAUGGCUCGGCUGCAUGAGCGGUCCGGGAUCGGCGAGGAGACCAGCGUGCCCGACUCGUACCGCUAUAUGCCCCCCGAGCGCGGCGUGGAGGCUUCCCGGGUGGAAGCCGAGCUGGUCAUCUCCUCCGCCGUCGACAAGGUGUUCGCGAGGACCACGGUGAACCCCAAGGACAUCGACACGCUCAUCGUCGCCUGUAGCUUCACCACGCUGACGCCGGUGUUCGCUGACGUGGUCGUGAACAAGUACAGGCUCCGCGCGGACGUGCAGAGCGUGAACCUGUCCGGGAUGGGGUGCAGCGGGGCGCUCAUCUGCGUCGGCCUCGCCCAGAAACUCCUGCAGGCGGCGCCGCCAGGGAAGCACAAGCACGUGCUGAUCAUAGCCACCGAGAUCCUGUCGUCGAUGUUGUACAACGGCACCAAGCGCGAGAUGCUUGUGCCGAAUGUGCUGUUCCGCAUGGGCGCCGCCGCCAUGAUCAUGACCAACUCACCGGAACGCGCGCGGUUCCGGCUCGGUCCGAUCGUGCGCACGCUGACCGCCGCGCGGGACAGCGACUACCGGUGCGCAUUCCAGGAGGAGGACGACAAGGGGAUCACGGGCAUCAACCUCUCAAAGGAACUUCCCGUGGUUGCUGCGAACGCGCUCAAGAGUCACAUCGUGGCCUUCUGUCCCAGGGCCCUGCCUGCGUUGGAGCUUCUCCGGGUCGCCUUCUCCCUCGUCAAGCAAUACGUGUUCCCGCAGCCGAGAGCAACUGGGCGAGCGGAGAAGGGCGCGCGGCCGGCCUUCAACAAGGUGUUCCAGCACUUCUGCAUCCACCCGGGCGGGCGCAGGGUGCUCCACGAGGUGCAGCGUGGCCUCGGCCUCUCUGACCGUGACAUGGAGGCGUCGCACAUGACGCUGCACCGGUUCGGGAACAUGGCCAGCAGCUCGCUGCUGUACGAGCUGGCCUACAUCGAGGCCAAGGGCCGGAUGAGCAAGGGUGACCGGGUGUGUAUGAUCUCCUUCAGCCCCGGCAUAGACUGCAGCAGCGUCGUAUGGGAGUGCAUCAACCCGGCGGCGGCAGAUCCCAACGGACCCUGGGCCGCCUGCAUCCACCGCUACCCUGUGCACGCGCAGGCGCAGCAGCUUCCCCAAAUUGCCAAGAUGACCUAA
Messenger RNA from Aegilops tauschii subsp. strangulata, 1401 nucleotides. Its product is annotated as 3-ketoacyl-CoA synthase 6-like. Gene Ontology annotation, biological process: fatty acid biosynthetic process. Gene Ontology annotation, molecular function: acyltransferase activity, transferring groups other than amino-acyl groups. NCBI's taxonomy places the organism in Eukaryota, Viridiplantae, Streptophyta, Magnoliopsida, Poales, Poaceae. Gene Ontology annotation, cellular component: membrane. The record is from RefSeq and is a predicted model, not a curated record.